Molecule: messenger RNA, 1962 nt
Organism: Microthlaspi erraticum
Lineage: Eukaryota; Viridiplantae; Streptophyta; Magnoliopsida; Brassicales; Brassicaceae
Source: the annotation of a GenBank genome assembly
AUGUUCUUGAUCCUUAACCUACAAUCUUGUUCCUCAUUAUCCCUCAAUUCUGAAGGAUUUGUACUGUUGAAAUUCCGGGAAAGAGUUGACUCUGAUCCACAUGGAACUCUUGCUAAUUGGAAUGUUUCUGAUCAUGAUCAUUUGUGUUCUUGGUUUGGUGUAACGUGUGUCGACAAUAAAGUGAAAAUGCUGAAUCUUAGUGGAUGUUCUUUGGGAGGAACUUUAGCUCCUGAGCUUAGUCAAUUGAGUGAAUUAAGCUCUCUAAUACUAUCCAAGAACAAGCUCUCUGGGAACAUUCCAAAGGAAUUUGGGACAUUCGCUAAAUUGAAGUUCUUGGAUUUGAGAGAUAACAUGUUAAGCGGAGUAGUUCCACAAGAGCUAAACAAAGCGUUGUCACCAGAAAACUUGUUGCUCUCUGGUAACAAACUUGCGGGUUUUCUGAAGAUAAAGUUCAUGAGACUUCAGUCGCUGUAUAAAGUCCAGAUGAACAAGAAUCAAAAGCUGUCUUUUGCUUCAAAAGCUGCCUUCGACUGUGUAAACAGAAAACUUGGAUACUGGCUGCCAGAGAAAUCUCAAGGGAAGAACUAUGCUGCGAAUUAUCAUCCAAGCUCAUUAGAGAAUGAAACUAGUAUCUUCAAAAGGCGUGAGUUACUCGAAGGUACAAGUAACUUAGAGGCAAUGCCUGCUCCUAAUGCUCGUAGUCCAUCUCCAGAGAUUACAACCACAGUGUUUCCUCGAAGCAGCGGGUCUUUUCCUGCGGUAGCUACUGCAAAGAAGAGAAUGCCUCCAUUGAUCUCCCCUCCUCCAAUCGCUGAGAACAAUAACAAGACAGACUCUGAUCCCCCAAGGAAAUUUGAAGAGAAACCAAAAGGGUUUAAGGACGUUUGGUUGUAUGUUGUGAUCGGCGUCGCUGCUUUCGUUGCGGUGCUGAUAAUAAUCGGGGUUAUAUUCUUCUGCCGGAAGAGAGCUGUGAAGAGUAUAGGUCCAUGGAAGACUGGUUUAAGUGGACAGUUGCAAAAAGCUUUUGUUACCGGUGUACCGAAGCUAAACCGGUCUGAAUUGGAAACAGCUUGUGAAGAUUUCAGUAAUAUCAUUUGUGCAUUUAAUGGUUACACUGUCUAUAAAGGAACUUUGUCAAGUGGCGUUGAGAUUGCGGUUGCUUCAACAGCGAUUUUGGAGACUAGAGAAUGGACAAGAGCUAUGGAAAUGACUUACCGCAGAAAGAUUGAUACAAUGUCAAAAAUCAACCAUAAGAACUUUGUGAAUCUAAUUGGAUACUGCGAAGAAGAUGAACCUUUUAAUAGGAUGAUGGUUUUCGAAUAUGCGCCAAAUGGAACUCUUUUCGAACAUUUGCACGAUAAGGAAAUGGAACAUCUUGAUUGGAGCGCGAGGAUGAGGAUAAUAAUGGGAACUGCUUAUUGUCUACAACAUAUGCACGAGCUUAAUCCACCAAUCGCGCAUUCUAAGCUUGGCUCUUCAGGAAUCUACUUAACCGAUGAUUACGCAGCAAAGGUCGGAGAUGUUCCUUUCAACUCACAAACCGGACUUAAAUCCAAAAAACCGAUGAGUGGUGAUUUAGACCAAUCUUCAUUGCCGUUAAUAUCUGAACCGGAGACUAAUGUCUAUAGCUUUGGAGUAUUAAUGCUUGAGAUCAUCUCUGGAAAGCUCUCAGAUUCAGAUGAAGAAGGAUCAAUUCUAAAAUGGGCAUCAAAGUAUCUUGAGACAGAUAAAUUGGGAGAUAUGAUUGAUCCUACGUUAAAAACGUUUAAAGAAGAGGACCUUGAAGUGAUAUGUGACGUGGCACGACAUUGUCUGAGGAUUGAUCAAAGUCAACGACCAACAAUGAAAGAUGUGGUUGAGCAGCUGAGAGAAGUAAUCAACAUUUCUCCAGAACAAGCAACACCGAGACUCUCUCCUCUUUGGUGGGCAGAGCUUGAGAUCUUAUCCUCUGAGGCUACUUAA